GUUAGAGAAACGUUAGUAUCACUAACGGCGUACCAUUACACACAUUCUCCCACACAUCGAUCACCUUUCACAUCGAUCUUGCCAUUCCCUUCAACAUUUCUCUACGACAUAUACGGGACUCCCUACACACUCUUGACUACAACACUACAGCACUACAAUAUGGCAUCAACAUCAAAUUCCCCCGCGACCUCGAACGUCGAUAUUCAUCGUCACAUCCUUUCCCUUUACCGUCGACAGCUCUCCCGACAAGAAACUAUAUCGGAACAUCGGUUUGGUGGAUCGCAAGUCGCCCGACUGGCCCUUCAGAUGUCUUCCACACUCAGUAUCACUGAAGGCAUCAACAAAGUGCCUGUCGAAACGGUAUUGCAAGUCGCCAAGUACUUAUCUCAGAAAGAUCGAGCCAAUCUUGCUCGCACAUGUCGUGGAUUUUCCACGUUUCUGUGCACUUUCAUGCUGGAACAAGACGCCGCUGAGGAUCACUAUGCCCUCCUGUGGGCAUGCACCAAAAACAAUGUCCACGUCCUGAACCGUGUACUCAGCCACAGCCAGCUAUUAGUCAACUAUGUGUUUCAGAAACAGCAUUCAAUAAAGAUUGACGGUUUGAAGCACACCUGCAAGACUCCUCUAAGCCCGAUCACAGCUGCUAUUCGACUAAGAUCUUUUGAUGUACUGGACGUACUUCUUCGUCGUGGCGCCGAUGUCAACACACCGGAUCCCUCACCGAUCGAAAGAUAUUCGCGACGGUGGUAUCCCGUCAAUUGGGCAGUUCACUAUCUCCAAGAGGAGGCGGAUUUGGACAAAUGCCUUGGCCUGCUCAAGACCCAUGGUGCUAAUAUGAAUCUAAGUCCACUAUACAACGAGCUUGAUCCUAGUCCUAACGGCAAUGGCCGGCUUUUCUCCAUUCCCUAUGGAGAUUUGAUGUCUCUACAUAGUCAGCUACACUUUGGCCCACCCCAAACGUCGCUAGAUCAGCUGGUAGAUUUUCAAACCUUCAAGGACUGCUUCGAAAAACUUCUAAAGGUCCGGCUUCGCAAAGUUAAGGUGCUGCUUAAGCACGGCACAAAUCCCAAUGCCACAGAAUCUUUCACUCACCAUAGGCCCAUUUGCCAAAUCGUUACUCACUUGACAGAGUACGAUCCCGACCCAUUCUUCUUGCGCGUCCGGGAGCCUGUGGUUUCCAAUCAACGGGAAAGUCUAUAUGCCGAAAUCAUCAUUCCAUACGCCAUCAGAUUUAUCCGAGCCUUGAUCAAAAGCGGCGCGAACCCAAAUCUGAUAUGUAUUCCAUGGAGAAGGGCCCCUCUCCAUACUAUUUGCCGACACAGUCAGCGUUAUGAAAAAGUAAUCAAUCUUCUUCUUGAAGUUGGCGCCAAUAUUAACGCCGAAGACAAUCGUGGCCGCACGCCACUUCACAUCAUGGCAAAAUGCCCACCAGCUGACUCAAGUAUCAUCGACGACUUUAUCACCAAGGUUCUGGUGAGUGGCGGCAAUAUCAACCAUCAGGAUCGGGACGGCCGUACCGCCCUUCAUACCAUUUGCGCCGAGUAUAAUGGGUCCCGCGCUAUUCUCCAUGAUACAGUCGAGCUUCUUGUGAGUCGCGGCGCGAAUGCCGCACUCGUCGACUCUCACCUAUGCACUGCUCUUGAUCUUCUUAACGGCAGAAGAUUUGGUGUCCUAAGGGAAACUUAUGAUUUCCUCGCUGAGUGUGAGGGGAGAGCACAGACACCUACGGAAAAUGAUGAAGAGGAUGAGCAUAAUGCCACAGGUUCAACUGGAGCUGUAGACCAUUCUGUGGAUUGGUAGAUAUGUAUAGUCGGGUCUAGAACAUAUUUUAUAUGUUCUAUUCAGGAUUGAAAUGGAUGGGCUGAUUUGCACUAACAGCUGAAUGCUUGCUUACUGGCUUUCUAUACCGGCGUUGAAUGGUCCUGUUCAAUAUAAACAACAAUGCUAGGUAGUCCAUAGAGAAACUCUAACAACGAUUGUUCUAUAAAGGUUUCAGUUAUUAAUGUGUAGUUUGCGAUGCUCGUAGCUACUCAGUGUAGUGUUUGUCGAUAAAUAACCCCUUUCUUUUUUUUUCCUUCGCGUAAAUGAUUCACUCAGGGUUUUUGGAUAUAUCAUAUCUCAACCCUUCAGUGGCGUCCUAAAAUGUCAUUGCUGCUGGGCUUCAAGUUCAAAGCUUCUGCCAGUUAGUUAUUCCCGGCCCCCUCCCCCUUAAGCCCAAGCGCACCAUGUCGUAGUUUGUAUGUAGUUUAGUCGGUCAAGUACAUACCUACCUAGCAUAUAUUGGUUUAGCCGACAGCAACCCCCCCUUUUCUCCGCAGUGGUAGCUGAGGAGGGAGUUUUGUCGUGGUGCAACUUCUGCGGUAGCAGUCUUGAUGGCAACAUCGGCAGUGAGAGGUAGUGAACUGGGGUUGUAUCUCCUUUUGGGGUUUGCUUCUAGAGUUGGAGGUUUUACUCGUGAUACAUAGUUUUAUUAUGAUAUUGCCGCGGCAAGGG
Molecule: messenger RNA, 2493 nt
Organism: Hypoxylon fragiforme
Lineage: Eukaryota; Fungi; Ascomycota; Sordariomycetes; Xylariales; Hypoxylaceae
Product: ankyrin repeat-containing domain protein
Exons: 1
Coding region: 160-1800 (546 amino acids)
Molecular function (GO): protein binding
Source: RefSeq, a predicted model, not a curated record